AUGCUUUAGGAUCCUCAAAACAAUGAAGAGAUUAUAUAGCUUUAGACCAUAGAAAAGGAAUUAUCUACCGACUAAUUAUUAUAACAAGCCUGCAAACAAAUUGUAUAAUAAAAUCAAAGUAAAGUCUCAUUAAUAAAAGAUCCGAGAUUGUCCUUUUUUUUACAAGAGUUAUUCAAAGUACUCGUUAAUUCAUAUAUACAAAAAGAUGCUCUCCAGAAAGCAACCAAAAUAUUGAACACCAUUUUAAAUAAAUCAAAAUUCAAGAAUAAACCUAUAUAAAAUUCAGAUUUAAGUCAUUAUAUAAACCAGAAAUAUAAUGAAGUCUUGGCUCAUUUUUAUGAAAAAGCCUUUUUAAAAGGUCCCGAUGAUGCAUUCAAGCAUAUGAAUUAUAUUUAUUACAAAAAGAUUGCAUGGGAUUACUUGCAGUCUCCUAGUUGUGUAAAUUAGGUAUUGUCAAAGAACAUCUUAACAAAAAUUGAUUAAUCCUAUUAAACCUUCACUGGUAUCACUUGUUAAGAAUUUGAAAUGGCUGUAUUUGAUAGUUUCAAUUAGCAGGAAUAGGAAUUAUUUACAUAAAUUGUUUCUGACGAUUAAAGUAAAGCUCCUAAAUAGACAAAUAGCUUAUAAGAAAAAUUCUUGCAAAAUCUUCCUCCAGAUCUGUAGGAUAAAUUUAAAAGCUUAAAUUUUUCAAAUAUUUAAGCCUUUAAAGAUCACCUCAUAUAAGAAAAGUAGAAUAAAGGUAUAGAAAAAAUAUUAGGAUACAUAUUUGUAGACAAAUUAAACUUUUAUUUAAAUUCUUAUUAUUUUGUGAAUUCAGCAAAAAAGAUCAAGGAGAAUAAAUCAGAUUUGUAAAAACAAUUACAUGAGCUUGAAAAAGAUAUUAUGGAUUCUCAGAAGGAUUAUUAUUCUUUUAUUGAUAUUCCAUCUGUCAAAUACUUUUAUAAAAGUUUAAAGUCAAAACGUGUUCGAAAUUUGAAAGGAUAAUGCUUUUCAUUUAAAAAACGAUUGAUUGAAUUUAUAAAAUAAGAAAUCAAUUCUUUUGAAGUUCCAAGAAAAUUCAAUUUAUCAUAAUCUGAAAAGUGGAAUGACAUUUACUUUAGUUUAUACACAGAAUUACAAAGAGCUACUACAAUUGAAGAGUCAAAUCUUGUUUUUAAAUUAAUCUAAAAUGUGUAACAAUUAAUCCUAUCUUUCCUUAAAUUUAGAUGGAACUACCUUUAUUUAUUUUGUGCAUUGAUUGUCGAAGCUAGAUUGGAAUAAGAAGAAUUGGAAUAGAUUUUAGACAUAGCCUACAAUAUGAUGCAAAAUACAUCAAAAGUCAAUCUAAAUAAGACAUUUGAUUAGAUUUUAGCAUAAUUAAAUGAAAAAGCAAAUACCUAAAUAGUAUCUGAGUAUUUUAAUAAAAAUGAACAUAAUUUGGGUUACAAUUCUGUAUCACUUUUGGAGUCUCUCCUUCCUUACAUCAAUAAUAAAUUAAUUAAAGUUAUGCUUCAAGUUAAUUUGCAAAUUGCUUAAAAAAUAAGAUUGAUAAAUGAGUUGAAAGCUUGUGAAGUCCACUUAAUACAUGACAGCAGUCAAUAUUUAAAAAACUUUGGAAAAGUUUUUGAGAAACUUUCUGAUACCCUUCUAGAAGGAGAAAAGGAUGAAAAGGAUUCAAAAAUGCAAUUUUUCAAAGUUUAUCCAUUUUUAUAUUAGCAAAAAUUAAAAAACUUAAUUAAUGAAAGGUCAAAUAAAUAAUUAGCUUCUUAGGUUUUCAAACAGUAUAUAUUUAAUGUUUCAAAAUUGAAAUCCGAUUUUUUGAAAAAAGAAUUAGGUCAAUAUUAAGAAAUAUUUUAAAGGGAAGAUAAAAUUAGUUAGAUUUGUGAACAAUAUAUUUAAAAAGAAGCAGAAAAGCUAAAUUAAUAAUAAUAAAAUGAUGUUUAAAAAGAACUGUUAUCAGAUAAUCCUUUUAUUACUUUUUUGCCAGCUCUAUAUAAAGGGUUGGCAUUUUUCAGAUGGUAAAAGUUAUAGUAUUUUGAGAAAGUUGAAAGAGUAAGAAUUGCAGCUGUGGCAUUCAAGGAUAAAGAUUAAAAUGAAAUAAAUAAAUUUUUGGAUUAUAUGAGUCUGUAAAAAGAAUUAUUUACUUUUGAAUAGCAAUUUCAAAUAGCAAAGAAUAUCUAUAAUUUUUAUAUCACAUUGCCUUAAUAUGGUACAGAUUGUAAACCAAUAGCAGAACCCUUUCCCCUUUUUAGUUAAAUGAAAAGCAUCACUGAUUAUAAUUCUACUUCUUAUAAUGCCAUUUGUUUUUUUACAACUAAGUUUUUUUCUUAAGACUAAAAGAAUGUUAUUAAAAGUGAAGAACAAUUAAAAGGUGAAUUUUUCAAGAAAAUUUCAAAUUUAAUGAGUGAUAAAACCUACUUUGAAACUACAUAAUAAGAUAUUUUGGCAGUAUAUUAUGAAUUAAAAAAUUACAAAGCUUAAUUAAUAAAAGAAGUGCAGUAAACUAAUGACUAAAAUUUUUAAAAUAAAUGUAUAGAUGUAUUUCAAAAAUAUGCUAGUAGAUAGUAUAUUCUCAAUGAGAUUAUCGAAUUUAAGAAAUAAAAUAAAUUACCUCAAAAUGAAAUAGAACAGUAUUCUUAUGUUAAGACUUUUUGGGUGCAAGUUGCAAACAUGGAAUUAAGAUAGAUUAAUGAUAAUACAAUUAAAAAAAAAAUUGAAGACUAUUUUAGAUAAAUACUUACUUUUCCUACAUGUGCUUAAAUCAAUGAAAAAAUAUAAAAGGAUAUGAAUACAUUUCCAGAUGCUGUUAUUAAAGACCUGAUAAAGAAACACUACUCCAAAUACAAAGAUGAUAUUGAAAAUAAUCCUAAAAAACCUAUUUUACCACCUACUGAAAAUAAAUAGUCCAUACUAUAGAUGCUAGUGAUAUAGAAGAAGUUAACUUCAUUAAGAAGAGAUACAAAAUAUAAAGAGUUUUUGGUAGAAGACUAGGUUUUGACAUUUAUUAAUGAAUAAUUUAGUUUAUAUAUGAAAUAACUUUUAGGAAAAGUAUUUUAGGUAGCUUUAGCAUAGAAACCAGGGUAUGAAUUAAAAGUAUUUUAAAAUAAAACUAUUUCAUAAAAUGAUGCUUAAAUGUUAAAAUAUAGACAAAAUUUAGAAUUGUAAGGAAGAUUUGGACCCCAAAAAAAUUCAUAUCUUGACAUCUCAUUACUUACGAGCAACGAGAAUAAGAAUUAAUUAUAUUACGAACUAUGUGAUUAUACACCAACCCAAAGACAAAUAGAAUUCAGGAAUUUCUUAAUAGAAAUAGAACCUCUUUAAGAGGAUAAGUUGAAGAACAAAAUAAGAAAAAGUAAGUGGAAAGAAGAACAUCCUGAAUUAGAGGAGGUUCUUAAAAAGAGAAUCAAAAGAGGGGCAGAAUUAUGGAAUUCAGUUUAAGACUUCCUUUGUAAAAGAGAGAGUAAUGAAAAUAUGAUGGAUUCUGAUGAGGAAUCAGAUAAAUAUAAGGGUUAAUAACAAUAAGUUGUUGAUAUUGUGGAAGAUGAUCAAUUAGACUAAAAACUUCAGGAUGUCCAAAGAAAUUUCGAAAGACAAUUGUUGACUGGAAAAAAUUACAUAAAGACUAGAUUAAAUAAUAUGGAUAAUGAUAAUCCAUUAUUAACUCAAAAGGAAAUAAAUGUAAAAACAGUUCAGUUUGUAUUGGAGUAACAUCCCUUCUUCAAAAAGAGUAAGAUUUUGUACAAAUCUUAUAUUUUGUGA
Paramecium tetraurelia is the source of this 3738-nucleotide messenger RNA. RefSeq lists its product as uncharacterized. The record is from RefSeq and is a predicted model, not a curated record. NCBI's taxonomy places the organism in Eukaryota, Ciliophora, Oligohymenophorea, Peniculida, Parameciidae. The transcript has 4 exons.